This is a messenger RNA of Acanthosepion pharaonis, 462 nucleotides long. The record is from the annotation of a GenBank genome assembly. NCBI's taxonomy places the organism in Eukaryota, Metazoa, Mollusca, Cephalopoda, Sepiida, Sepiidae.
AUGAAAGACAUAAGCUGGCUGAAGGCAGUAGUCAGGGUACAGGGGAUUCAGGCAGGUGAGGCAGCUGCCAGGACAAUAGCCCCUCCACAUGUUCACAGCCGGGUGGUGGGGCAGACGGGCCUCUACACAAACGAGUUUUCACUUUCUCUUCCUUUUUACUCUUUAUACCAAGAAAAUUUCCCAUAUUUCAAGAAUGCACCCGGAGGAUGGAAGAAUUCUGUUCGACACAAUUUAUCCCUAAAUAAAUGUUUUGAGAAAGUGGAGAAUCCUAAGCUGGCUGGCACUUCACGGAAAGGCUGUCUGUGGGCACUUAAUCCGGCUAAAAUUCCUAAAAUGGAAGAGGAAAUUGCCAAAUGGGAAAAGAAAGAUCCUCAGGGCAUCAGAAACAGCAUGGCUAAACCAGGUAGGAAUUCUUUCAUUUUGGAAAAUCUAUCCCAAAAAAAAAAGUUUUUUUCUUGUUAA